This is a messenger RNA of Prinia subflava (tawny-flanked prinia), 3565 nucleotides long. It is a transcript of the gene NET1, whose product is annotated as neuroepithelial cell transforming 1. NCBI's taxonomy places the organism in Eukaryota, Metazoa, Chordata, Aves, Passeriformes, Cisticolidae. The record is from RefSeq and is a predicted model, not a curated record. The transcript has 10 exons. The coding region runs from base 66 to 1679 and encodes 537 amino acids. Gene Ontology annotation, biological process: positive regulation of Rho protein signal transduction; intracellular signal transduction. Gene Ontology annotation, molecular function: guanyl-nucleotide exchange factor activity.
CGGCGCGCGGCGGGCGCAGAGCGCGAUGAGCGCGGGCUGAGGGAGGGUCGGGGCCACCCGCGGCCAUGGUGGCGCACGACGAGCUCGGCGGGCUGCUGCCCAUCAAAAGGACUAUCCGCGUCAUCGACGCGCAGAACCAGCACUUCAGGGAGCAGGAGGAGCCAAGCACCAAACGGGUCCGGCCUUUAGCACGAGUCACCUCCCUGGCCAACCUGAUCUCCCCUGUCAGAAAUGGGGCCGUGCGACGCUUCGGGCAGACAAUCCAGUCGUUCACCCUUCGCAGCGACAGCAAAUCCCCUGGCUGUUCCCAGAAGUCCUGCAGCAGAUCUGCUGCUCCCACUCCCCCUAAGAGAAGGAACAGCGUCCUGUGGUCCGAAAUGCUGGACACCAACACGAAGGAAUCCCUGAGCACCAAAGAAAUCAAGCGCCAGGAGGCCAUCUACGAAAUGUCCAGGGGAGAGCAGGACCUGAUUGAAGACCUGAAGCUGGCCAGGAAGGCUUACCACGAUCCCAUGCUGAAACUCUCCAUCAUGUCCGAGGAGGAACUCAACCACAUUUUUGGGGACUUGGAUUCCUACAUCCCCCUGCACGAAGACUUACUGGCAAGCUUGGGAGAAGCAACGAAGCCAGAUGGAACAGUGGAGCAGAUUGGGCCCAUCCUUGUGAAGUGGUUACCCCAGCUCCACGCCUACAAAGGCUACUGCAGCAACCAGCUGGCAGCCAAAGCGCUCCUGGAUCAGAAGAAGCAGGACAGGAGAGUCCAGGAUUUCCUGCAGCGCUGCCUGGAGUCUCCCUUCAGCCGCAAGCUGGACCUGUGGAGCUUCCUGGACAUCCCCCGGAGCCGCCUGGUCAAGUACCCGCUGCUCCUCAAGGAGAUCCUGAGGCACACCCCCAAAGACCACCCCGACAUCCACAUCCUGCAGGAGGCCAUCUCCAUAAUCCAAGGAGUCCUGUCUGACAUCAACCUGAAGAAGGGUGAGUCUGAGUGCCAGUACUACAUUGACAAGCUGGAAUAUCUGGAUGAGAAGCAGAAGGAUCCCAGGAUUGAGGGCAGCAAAGCUUUACUGUGCCACGGGGAGCUGAAGAAUAAAAAUGGACACAAGCUCUACGUGUUCCUGUUCCAAGAGAUCCUGGUGCUGACGCGGCCGGUGACGCGCAACGAGCGCCAGGCGUUCCAGGUGUACCGGCAGCCCAUCCCCGUGCAGGAGCUGCUCCUCGAGGACCUGCAGGACGGGGACGUCAAAAUGGGGGGCUCCUUCCGAGGGGCCUUCGGGAAUUCCGAUAAAGCCAAAAACAUCUUCCGAGUGCGUUUCCAAGAGCCCAGCCCGGGCCAGUCGCACACGCUGCAGGCCAACGACGUCUUCCACAAGCAGCAGUGGGUGAACUGCAUCCGCACGGCCAUCGCCCCGUUCCAGAGGAACAUUCCCGCCCCCGAGCUCCAGGAGCUGCCGGAGCUGAGCGAGGAGUCGGAGGAGAACAACCCCUCCGUGCCCAACAUCCCGGCCCAGAGGCGCCCGUCGGGAGCAGCCGAGAUGGAGCUGGACCAGAGCGCGGCCGAGCGCGGCCCCGACCCGGACUCGGAGCAGCCCAAAGCGGGGAAAUCCCACAGAACCUCGUUGGGGCACAGAAAAUCCCGGGAGAAGCAGCUCGGCGGGAAGCGGAAAGAAACGCUGGUGUAAGGAGAGCGAGGAGCCCCGCCAGGGGAAAACUGUUAAUUUAUAAAUAAUUCCGUGUACAUUUGCGUCCCGGGAGCGCCUCGGGAGCCGCUCCGCGGGGCAGGUCCUGGGUUUGUGUUGGAAUGGCAGCUACUGGUGUGCAGUCACUGUUGGAGUGGGGUCUGUUUUUACACUUUGAAUCCAUCAGGGGGUCCACAAAACCCUCGGGGCACAUCUGAAGGGAAAAUUCGGGUUCCUGGAAGUUUCCCACAGCUGUGGUAGAGGAUGGAAAAUAAAUUUUGGGCAGCACCGGGGGUUUUGAUCAACACUGCAAAAGUCCUUUAGAGGACUCAACACCCAAAGUCACUCUGGUGUGUGGUUAUGGCAAUUCCUGCAGAUUAGCAUGUUCCAAAAGGAAAAGUCCUUUAAAAACAGACCCCAACUUCAACAGGUUCUCACUUCACCUACUGGAAUCUUUGAUCUCUGUGUGUCCUUUGUACAUUCCUCUGUCUCGCUCUUGUAUCUGCCAACUAUUUAAUUUUUUUAUUAGUUUUGUUUUGAGUUUGGGGGUUGGGAUUUGGGGGUGUUCUUUUGUUUUCUUUGAUCAGUUGGGUUGGGUUUUUUUUAUUUUUGUAUUUUUGUUGCUCAGACUUGGCAUUUCCUUUCCAGUACUUGAUCCUUCGUGCUCCGAGGGGUGACGUCCCAGCUGUCCCUCACGUCACCCCCGAGCAAUCCACGGGCUGGGAGGAGACACUACUGAAAGAGAACUGCUUUACUCCAGGGUGUAGGAAGGUUGUAGGCACGUUGUAGGAGGGUUUGGGGAGCAGUGAGUAGAGGGGGUAGCAGGGAGCGAAGGUAGAUUCCGUGUUUUUUGUUGCCUUUUGGAAAUGAAACGCUUCCCAACGGGAAGCAGGACUUGGAGGCAACCAAGGGGUUCUUGCAUGUGGUAGAAAGGUAGAGAGGAGGUGCUGGAGGUGUGAGGAGAGGAGAGGAGGGGCUGUGGACACUCAGGGUGGCUGCACUGCCGUCUUCUAGCGCUCCAAAGAGCCGGGGGAAAUCCAGGGAAAGAUCCAGCCUGGGAAUGGCUGCAGGGCGUUGUGGGAGGCAAAGGGGUGACAGCUCUGAGCACAGCGGGUGUCCCUGAAAUCUGGGACUGGGGAGAGGGAUCCUGCAGUCCUGUCACCUGAAAUCUGGGAUUGGGAGUGAUCCUGCAGUCCCUGUGACUUGAAAUCUGGGAUGGGGAGUGAUCCUGCAGUCCCUGUGACCUGAAAUCUGGGAUUGGGAGUGAUCCUGCAAUCCCUGUCACCUGAAAUCUGGGAUUGGGAGUGAUCCUGCAAUCCCUGUCACCUGAAAUCUGGGACUGGGGAGUGGGAUCCUGCAGUCCCUGUGACCUGAAAUCAUCCAGGAUUGGGCAGUGGGAUCCUGCAGUCCCUAUCACCUGAAAUUGGGAUUGGGCAGUGGGAUCCUGCAUCGCUGUCACCUGAAAUUGGGAUUGGGAGUGGGAUCCUGCAGUCCCUGUCACCCAAAAUCCAUUAAUUGGCAGUGGGAUCCUGCAAUCACUGUCACCCAAAAUCUGGGAUUGGGCAGUGGGAUCCUACAGUCCCUGUGACCUGGAAUCAUCCAGGAUUGGGGAGAGGGAUCCUGCAGUCCCUGUCACCCAAAAUCUGGGAUUGGGAGUGGGAUCCUGCAGUCCCUGUCACCCCAAAUCCAGGACUGGGCAGCCAUAUCCCAAAUCCAGGCGUGGGGAGCGGUGCCUCCACAUCCGAGGGUUGUCACUGCCUGUGGCAUGUCCGGCCGGAGCUUUGGGGACGGGCAGAGGUGUACAUAGACACAGCGUGUGGUUCUCUGUAAAUGUUGUACAUUUAAAUGUUUCCAGUGCCAAGUUCCAUUAAAUUCCUGACGGCCUCUCA